This is a messenger RNA of Exophiala viscosa, 2405 nucleotides long. Its product is annotated as TAP-like protein-domain-containing protein. The coding region runs from base 124 to 2196 and encodes 690 amino acids. The record is from RefSeq and is a predicted model, not a curated record. Lineage: Eukaryota; Fungi; Ascomycota; Eurotiomycetes; Chaetothyriales; Herpotrichiellaceae. The transcript has a single exon.
AUCGCUUAUGGGCCAGACGACCGUGCCUCGGCCGUCAUCGGCGAUGAGGUUACAACAACAAUUAUCAUGCUUUUAAAACCUACUCAGAAAUAAAGGCUUGUUCACAUAUCUGAUUGAAAAUCGAUGGCAGCUGGGACCUUCUUGGAGGUCAGGUCUCAGGUUGGCAUGGAUCACAAAGCUCUCAGCGCCAAUGCUGAGCCCUGGGCGGCAUCAAUUCAACGGAGGAAAACCUCAGUACCGCGGGCCGCCCUUAUCUUGACUGCAGCUUCCUUACUGUGUCUUCUACUCAGUAAUUUCAGCGGCGUCUCUUGGAGGAAUCUGCUCACAGACAUUGAUCGUAUAAGCCAUGCAAAGGCGAACGAGUCCGCGUUUGACUGGAAUGAUAUCAAACCAGCAACUGAUCUUCAAUAUCAUGCCUGCUAUGGAAAUCUCCAAUGCGCCCGCUUGGACGUCCCCAUGGACUAUAAUGCCGCCGAGGACUCUUCGGCUCGUGUGGCCCUAGCCAUUGUCCGAAGACCUGCAAAGGUCCCGGUCAGCAGCCCUAGUUAUGGCGGAGCAAUUCUGAUCAACCCAGGCGGUCCAGGAGGUUCUGGCGUCGCACAGAUGCUCUACCAUGGCAGCCAGCUACGGACCAUCGUCGACUCGGAUACGCCCGUGGACGAAGCAUCAGAGUCAGACAAGUUCUUCGACAUUAUCGGCUUCGAUCCUCGAGGCAUCAACCACAGCAGGCCUCUCCUGACCUGCUUCCCGGACACUUUCGCGCGAUCAACCUGGGCCUUACAAGCCGGCGCCGAGGGACUCUUAGGCAGUUCGGAGACAUCACUACGGACUGCCUGGAGACGAGCGACCGCUCUGUCGACGGGAUGCUCGAGCCGAUUGAACAAUGACGACAACGGAACCAAUUUCCUCGAACAUGUCAACACUACGCCCGCAGCCGCCGAUAUGGUCUCGAUCAUCGAGGCGCAUGGGCAGUGGCGCGAGAAGGAGGGCCAGAAAGCACAAGCUGUAGCAGACUGCACACAAGGCCACGAGAUCGCGCAACGCACAAAAUGGCAAAAGGGCAAGGAGAAGCUACAAUACUGGGGCUUCUCCUACGGGACGGUCAUCGGCUCGACCUUCGCCGCAAUUUAUCCUGAACGAGUAUCUCGAAUCGUCCUUGACGGCGUAGUCGAUGCGCAAGACUACUUCAACGGCCCGUGGCUCACCAACCUCGAAGACUCAGACCAAAUCCUGCACAAGAUCACGGAAUACUGCUCCGACGCCGGUCCCGAGUCCUGCCCGAUCUGGCGGCCCGGCGGACCAGACGCUAUCCUCGCCGCACUCGACAAAUUGUUACAAGACAUCUGGGACGAUCCACUGGCCGUUGUCGGCGACAAAUCCCACGGCCCCGAAAUCAUAACAUGGACAGACGUCAAGAUGGUCCUCAAAGACGCAUUAUACCAGCCCAUGCAUCUCGGUCCCAUCAUGGCGAAGCUAGUGGCAGACCUGACUAAUGGGACUGGUAGAGUCUUCGCAGACGCCAAACAAGCGGCGCGCCAUCCGGCUUGUCGGUCUGCGUCAUGUGAAGCGGCCGGCCCCUUCUCCGACGCAUGUGUGCUUCCAGACUGGAACGAACUCGAAGCUACCUCCGCCAUAUUGUGUACUGAUGCAGAAGGUAUAGGCAGCCUGACGGAAGACGAGUUCAGGGAGUAUUGGACAACGCUACGGAAUCAGUCCUCCACAAUGGCCGAUUACUGGGCGCAAAUCCGACUGGGUUGCGCAGGGUGGCAGGCCCGUGCGAAGUGGCGGUACACAAAUCCCAAGAACGAUACGUUGACGAUGACGACAGAGACGGGACAUCCGAUACUCUGGGUGUCGAAUACGCUGGACACAGUCACACCGUUGGCCAAUGCGAAGAGGAUGAGUGCGAGGUUUGCCGGGUCGGUGGUACUACAGCAGGAUUGUGAGGGGCAUUGCUCGUUCGCUGCACCGUCGGUGUGCACGGCGAAGAGCGUGAGACGGUAUUUCCAAACUGGUGUUUUGCCGGAACAGGGGACGUUGUGUCAGGCUGAUGAGAAGCCUUUCCAACCUGCUGUGGCACAGGCUCAGCGCGAGGGGAUGAGUGAGAUGGAUGCAGAGCUUUUGGAGGCGCUGAGGGAGAUGACGAGGGUGCAUGUCCCUGUCCCACAUGUACUGGGUAUGUCACGAAUCUUGUGAGCGACAUACAGUGGGCUGGAUGGAGGUAUACACAAGCAGCGUAGGGGACAAGCUUGAGAAGGUUCCCUUUCAGGAGCCUAACGACUGAUAACGGCCGCUACACAGGAUUUGGACGCACGAAAAUGAAUGCGCCAUGGCAUGGCUUCGGAGCAAACGUAACGACAUGGAGUAGAAAUAUCAAUAUCAAUAUCUCUAUCAAUAUAUCUCUA